AUGGUCCCUCGCAACAUCCUCUCCGCGGAUGCCGCAGAGUAUCAGAGUCCGUUCGGUCGAUCCUUCACCUCCAGCUCCCCCAUUGCCGCCUCCAUCAUUGCCCGAGACCUCGCUCACUAUGCCGACGAGGACUCAAUCGACACCAAUGACAGUUCCGACUCGUCGACGGUGCGCCCCUCCAGCAGCUUAGCAGGGACGAACCCGCAUUCCCUAGCCGGCUCUUAUCGCCGCCCGAGUAAUUUUACCUCCGUCAACCAUACCACCGUGAUUCUCUCAAAUGGCGACUACCAGCCUUUGACGCAAAGCGAGCGGGAAGACGCGAUUGAAGAAGAGCGCAAUCUGCUAAGUGAUAACAAGAUCAUCCCUCCAGAGCAGGCCCACGGAAUACCCCACGGACCGCAACAUAAGCUAAGCAGCCUAUUCUCGACAUCUGCCCCAGAGAGUUCGUCCAAAAGGUAUGGGUCGGUUCGAAGCACAAGUGGAGUGGAUGCCGAGACCGAGGCGAUCGCUACCGAGUCUACAGCGUUGCUGGGACCUCCUCCCGGAAAAGGAGACGCGAUGGGACCGGAGGAAAUCGAUCGGAAAUGGGAAGAGGCCGUGACAGCUGGUCUGAUCAACACGACGUGGCAGCGGGAAGCCCGAGUGAUUGUAAGAUACUCGGCGCCAUUAAUGGUGACCUUUCUGCUGCAGUAUUCACUGACGGUGGCGAGUAUCUUCACCAUUGGCCAUUUGGGCAAAGAGGAACUCGGAGCCGUCAGUCUGGCUAGUAUGACAGUCAGCAUUACUGGAAAUGCAAUUUAUUCUGGUCUGGCUACCAGUUUGGAUACCCUGUGUGCACAGGCGUAUGGAUCCGGUAAGAGAAAGCUGGUCGGGCUGCAGAUGCUGCGUAUGGUGUUUUUCUUGUGGUUGGUGACUAUUCCCAUCGCCGUUCUCUGGUACUUCUCCGAGCACAUCCUGGCGAAGAUUGUUCCAGAGAAAGAGGUAGCCAAAAUGGCUGGUCUGUAUCUCAAGGUUGCUUUGCUGGGAACACCGGGAUUUGCUUGCUUCGAGAGUGGCAAGCGUUAUCUCCAGGCCCAGGGGGGUCUUCUCGGCAUCGCUAAACUUGAGAUGGGCUUCGUUGGUGCUCCAAUCGCCGUUGCAAUUACGGAGAAUCUCAUGCCAAUCUGUCUGUUUACAUAUGCCUACUUCUUCGUGGGCUCGGAGUGUUGGUGUGGCUUCACUCGUCGAGCCUUCGAGAACUGGGGUCCCAUGAUCCGCCUCGCACUGCCGGGUCUGAUCAUGGUGGAAGCCGAGUGUUUGGCGUUUGAGGUCCUGACUCUGGCGUCAAGUCAUCUCGGCACCACCGAGCUCGCCGCGCAGUCGAUUCUUUCAACUAUCUCGAGUAUCACAUGGCAGAUUCCCUUCCCGCUUUCCAUCGCCGGUAGCACGCGUGUUGCAAAUUUGAUCGGCGCCAGUCUGGUCGGUGCCGCAAAGACCUCAGCCAGGGUGAGCUUCUGUGGUGCUACCAUCGUUGGUAUGUUCAACAUGGUUCUGCUGAUGUGUCUGCGAAACUACAUUCCAAUGCUCUUCAGCUCGGACUCGGAAGUUGUUGAUCUUGUCGCGAAGGUCCUUCCUUUAUGCGCAGCGUUCCAGCUCUUUGAUGCUCUAGCCGCCAACUGCAAUGGUAUCCUUCGUGGUCUCGGCCGCCAGGAAAUCGGUGGCUACAUCCAGCUUUUCUGUUAUUAUGCCAUUGCCAUGCCCAUCAGUAUGGGCACAACGUUCGGCUUGAAUUGGGGCGUCAUGGGUCUGUGGACUGGUGUGGCUCUUGCUCUUCUACUUGUGUCUGGAGCCGAGUUCUUCAUCCUUGGCCGAAUCAGUUGGGAGCGGUCUGUUGAUGAAGCUCAACUGCGCAAUGAGCUGACCUGA
This is a messenger RNA of Penicillium maclennaniae, 1905 nucleotides long. RefSeq names its product MATE family efflux transporter. The record is from RefSeq and is a predicted model, not a curated record. Gene Ontology annotation, cellular component: membrane. Gene Ontology annotation, molecular function: antiporter activity; xenobiotic transmembrane transporter activity. Gene Ontology annotation, biological process: xenobiotic detoxification by transmembrane export across the plasma membrane. The coding region runs from base 1 to 1905 and encodes 634 amino acids. NCBI's taxonomy places the organism in Eukaryota, Fungi, Ascomycota, Eurotiomycetes, Eurotiales, Aspergillaceae. The transcript has 2 exons.